This is a messenger RNA of Pterocles gutturalis (yellow-throated sandgrouse), 1596 nucleotides long. RefSeq names its product syntaxin-binding protein 5-like. NCBI's taxonomy places the organism in Eukaryota, Metazoa, Chordata, Aves, Pterocliformes, Pteroclidae. The transcript is spliced from 14 exons. Gene Ontology annotation, biological process: regulation of protein secretion; regulation of exocytosis. Gene Ontology annotation, cellular component: cytoplasm; plasma membrane; SNARE complex. The record is from RefSeq and is a predicted model, not a curated record. Gene Ontology annotation, molecular function: myosin II binding; GTPase activator activity; syntaxin binding. The annotation marks the transcript as partial.
GAAUGUUAGAAUCCUUGACUUUGAUGGCAACAGAUUGGGCAGGCCUGGUGUUGAUUGCUACUGCCAACAUGAAAGUGGUGCUGCAGUUCUGCAGCUCCAGUUCUUAAUCAAUGAGGGUGCUUUGGUCAGUGCAAGUGCAGAUGAUGCACUUCAUUUGUGGAAUCUCCGACAGAAACGACCAGCUAUCCUACAUUCUCUGAAAUUUAACAGAGAAAGGAUUACUUACUGCCAUCUGCCUUUCCAGAGUAAAUGGCUUUAUGUUGGAACAGAGAGGGGAAAUACACACAUUGUAAAUAUUGAGUCCUUCAUUCUUUCUGGCUAUGUUAUCAUGUGGAACAAGGCAAUAGAGCUAUCCACAAAGACUCACCCUGGGCCAGUUGUACAUUUAAGUGACAGCCCAAGAGAUGAGGGAAAACUAUUGAUAGGCUAUGAAAAUGGGACUGUAGUACUCUGGGACUUACGAUCUAAAAGAGCUGAUUUGAGAGCUUAUUAUGAUGAGGCUAUUCAUUCUGUUGCUUGGCAUCAUGAAGGGAAACAGUUCAUGUGCAGUCACUCUGAUGGCAGCUUGACCCUAUGGAAUCUGAAAAGUCCUAACAGACCAUUCCAGACGACAAUUCCACAUGGAAAAAUUCAGAGAGAUGGAAAAAAACCUGAAUCUUGUAAACCUAUUCUUAAAGUAGAGUACAAGACCUGUAAAAACAGUGAACCAUUUGUGAUAUUUUCUGGUGGAUUGUCAUAUGAUAAGGCUUGUCGAAGACCAAGUUUAACAAUCAUGCAUGGGAAAGCAAUUACAGUUCUUGAAAUGGAUCACCCUAUAGUUGAUUUUUUAACUCUUUGUGAAACCCCAUAUCCAAAUGAAUUUCAAGAACCCUAUGCUGUAGUUGUGCUUUUGGAAAAAGAUCUCAUUGUUGUUGACCUGACACAAAGCAAUUUUCCAAUCUUUGAAAAUCCAUAUCCUAUUGACAUUCAUGAGUCACCUGUUACCUGCACAGAAUAUUUUGCGGACUGUCCUCCAGAUUUGAUUCCUGUACUCUAUUCUGUAGGAGCAAAACAUAAAAAACAAGGAUACAGCAAUAAGGAGUGGCCUAUCAGUGGUGGAGCAUGGAACCUUGGAGCUCAGACAUAUCCCGAAAUCAUUAUUACAGGCCAUGCAGAUGGAUCAGUAAAGUUUUGGGAUGCUUCUGCCAUUACUCUACAGAUGUUGUACAAAUUAAAAACAUCCAAGGUCUUUGAAAAACAGAAACUGGGAGAAGGGAAAGCAACAGCUGAGAUUGUGGAAGAAGAUCCUUUUGCUGUUCAGAUGAUGUACUGGUGUCCUGAAAGCCGGAUUUUCUGUGUGGCAGGAGUUUCUGCAUAUGUUGUUGUUUACAGGUUCAGCAAACAUGAAGUAAAUACUGAAAUUGCAUCAUUAGAGGUACGACUUCAGUAUGAAGUAGAAGAUAUCAUUACUCCUGAACCAGAAAUAAUUCCUCCAUUUCCAGAUGCCUCCUCCCAGCUUCCUUCUUUAAAGAGCCUUUCAGGCAGUACCAACACUGUAGCAUGUGAAGGAACAAUGAAGGAUAGUAUUCCAUGUCUUAGGUAAGUUUCUGCCAUUGU